UGAACGCUUUCUAUCAGCAUCUUCACCAUUCAGCGCUGCAACGCAAAUAUCAGAAUUCAGAAUUUAACUUCACCCAGAAACCAAAAAUGAUGAAGUUUUAAACUUUGAUUUUGCAUUCCACUACUCUUAUGGUAGAUUUCAAAUGUUGGGUGGUAGACUUUCUUCUCAAUCUCAAGGCCUCAAUGCAGCAACUUCAGCUUCUGCACUCAACUCCUCGCUCAUAGCUUCUGAUAGAUUAUCCUCCGCCCCUAUAUCUCUCUUGAAGGAACCCAUUUCAAAUGCCAGAGGAUUAUCCGCUAAACAAAGUUCUUUUAGCGGAGGUCGCCAAAUCAACUUCGCGCGGUCUUUUAGGCGUACUCGACGACGAAACAGAACAGGAGUUGUGGUCUCACCAACCUGUGUGCUACCACUUACGGAAGAGAAUGUAGAGAAGGUUUUGGAUGAGGUAAGGCCUAGCUUGAUGGCUGAUGGAGGAAAUGUGGCUCUACAUGAGAUAGAUGGCCUUGUUGUUAUACUCAAGCUACAAGGAGCAUGCGGGUCAUGUCCUAGCUCAACCAUGACCUUAAAGAUGGGAAUUGAAACACGCCUCAAAGAUAAGAUUCCUGAAAUCCUGGAGGUGGAGCAGAUAGUUGACACUGAGACUGGACUUGAAUUAACUGAGGAUAAUGUUGAAAGUGUUCUUGCUGAGAUUAGACCAUACCUUAGUGGCACUGGGGGAGGAACACUGGAACUUGUUCAGAUUAAUGACUAUGUCGUCAAAGUUCGGCUCACUGGACCUGCUGCAAAAGUUAUGACUGUUCGUGUGGCCCUAACUCAAAAGUUGAGGGACAAGAUACCUUCCAUUGCAGCUGUGCAGCUAAUAGAGUGAUGGAUUCCGUACCCGUUUUAAACCAAACAGAUGAACAUGUGCAUUUGUCUUCGUCAUACAGGAUUCAACAUUGCCUCACUUUUAGUUUUACCCUCACCAUUUCAACCCAUUGGGGUACAACUGAUUAUAUGUAUUUCUCCUCUCACUCUCACUUUAUCGUUGUAUUAUUCAGAAUUACCGAAUUUUCAUGUUUCAUGUCUAUAAAAUUCUAUAGACAUUUAUAGUAAAAUAUCCUUGAGAAAAAUAUUUGGUCA
Molecule: messenger RNA, 1122 nt
Organism: Neltuma alba
Lineage: Eukaryota; Viridiplantae; Streptophyta; Magnoliopsida; Fabales; Fabaceae
Product: nifU-like protein 3, chloroplastic
Exons: 4
Coding region: 143-868 (241 amino acids)
Biological process (GO): iron-sulfur cluster assembly
Cellular component (GO): mitochondrion; chloroplast stroma
Molecular function (GO): iron-sulfur cluster binding; iron ion binding
Source: RefSeq, a predicted model, not a curated record